ACUAUGCUUCUUAUAUAGGAAAAGUGUAAACACUAUACAAGUUUUUAAGUUUUGAGAGAGAGGAGUUGUGUUUUUACUAUAAGUCCAUUAUAAUGGCUCUCUCUUGGAAAUAUUUUGCCUUCAAUUUAGUCCUUCUCCUAUGGCUUACAACCCAAACGAUGGUUUGGGUCUCGGUUUCGGCGUCGGCGUCGGCAUGGGGCGUUGGUUUGAGGCCGGAGGUGAUGGCCGAGCAGAAGGCGGACCUUGUCGUCGGACUACCGGGGCAACCAGCUGUUAGCUUUAAGCAUUAUGCUGGUUAUGUGAAUGUUAAUGGUAGUCAUGGCAGAGCACUGUUUUAUUGGUUCUUUGAAGCUGUUGAUAAUCCUCAUAAUAAACCUGUGCUUCUAUGGCUUAAUGGAGGUCCUGGAUGCUCUUCAGUUGGUUAUGGUGAAGCAGAAGAAUUAGGCCCCUUCUUCCCUAAGAAAGGAAGCAAACCAUCUUUAAAACUCAACAAAUUUGCGUGGAAUAGAGCUGCCAAUCUGUUAUUUUUGGAGUCUCCAAUUGGUGUUGGAUUUUCUUACACCAAUACUAGCAGUGAUAUCAAUGAGCUUGGUGACACUUUUACAGCAAAGGACUCUUAUACUUUCCUUGUCAACUGGUUUACAAGAUUUCCACAAUUUAAGUCCAAUGAAUUUUACAUUGCUGGAGAAAGUUAUGCAGGACACUAUGUUCCACAGCUUGCAGAGGUCAUCUUUGACAGUAACAAAAAGGCUUGCAAGGAAAACUUCAUCAAUUUCAAAGGUUUUAUGAUUGGAAAUGCACUGUUGGAUGAUGAAACAGAUCAGACAGGAAUGAUCGAUUAUGCGUGGGAUCAUGCUGUUAUAUCAGAUAAAGUUUACAGAGAUGUGAAGAGAAAAUGCAACUUCAAACUUAAGAAUGUAUCUGAUGAUUGCAGAGUUGCACUCGACGAGUAUUUUGCAGUUUAUGAUCUGAUAGACAUGUACAGCUUAUAUACACCUGAUUGUGCUCACAAUUUUACUGCUACUGUAAGCAAUAAUAGCAGGAGGCAGCUACCUGCCAUCAAAGGCAUUGCACCGCACUUAUUCUCCAAAUUUGAAAGAUGGCACAAGAGGCCUGCAGGAUAUGAUCCUUGUGCAGAUCAUUACACGGAUGUAUAUCUAAACAGACCGGAUGUUCAAGCAGCCCUUCAUGCCAAUGUCACCAAAAUUCCUUACGCCUGGAGCCAUUGCAAUGACAACAUAACAUUUUGGGGUGAUGCACCAUCCUCUAUACUUCCUACUAUAAAGAAGCUUAUUGCUGGUGGAAUUCGGAUAUGGGUUUUCAGUGGAGAUACUGAUGGGAGAAUUCCAGUGAGUGCAACAAGAUUAACUCUCAGAAAGCUUGGCUUGAAGAUAAAUCAAGAUUGGACACCUUGGUAUAGCAAGAAACAGGUGGGUGGAUGGACCAUAUCCUAUGAUGGACUAAUGUUUGUCACAAUUAGAGGUGCUGGCCACCAAGUUCCAACUUUCAAGCCAAAGGAAGCCCUUUUGAUGCUCAGACGUUUCCUUGCAAAUCAAACAAUGCCAUCUAAAGCAUUUUGAUGAUUACAAUCAUAUGCAUAAUCUUCAUUCCACAACCUUGCAUAAAUAGGAAUAAUUUGAGUUCAAUUUUUUGGCUGAUCAAAAGUUGAUCAAGAUAAAAGAACCUGUUGAUAUUUGUUUAGGUUUAAGAACAUACCAAAUAUCAUUUUAUUGGAUGGUCUAAUUGCUAAUUGUAAAGCAUUCUUUAGUUUUUACACACAAAAAAAGAUGAUAAAGGAGCAAUAAUACAUGGAAAGAAGUUUGAUCAAUAAUA
Beta vulgaris subsp. vulgaris (sugar beet) is the source of this 1833-nucleotide messenger RNA. Its product is annotated as serine carboxypeptidase-like 34. The transcript is spliced from 10 exons. Lineage: Eukaryota; Viridiplantae; Streptophyta; Magnoliopsida; Caryophyllales; Amaranthaceae. Gene Ontology annotation, molecular function: serine-type carboxypeptidase activity. Gene Ontology annotation, cellular component: vacuole. The record is from RefSeq and is a predicted model, not a curated record. Gene Ontology annotation, biological process: proteolysis. The coding region runs from base 93 to 1580 and encodes 495 amino acids.